AUGUCACCGUUGAUUUGCAUUCUGAGUUCACCUGAAGUACUUGAUUUUUCCUAUAACAACUUCAAUGGCAAGCUUCAUCCAUGCUUAGGAAACUUCAGUUCCUUGUCUGUACUUCUACUACAAACCAACAACUUCCAUGGCAACAUCCCAAAAGCUUGGGCAAUGGGGAGCAGCUUAAAGAUGAUUGACUUAAGCGAAAACCAAUUCCAAGGUCAGCUACCGAGAUCAAUGGCAAAUUGUAUGAUGUUAGAGUAUCUUCAUGUCGGUAACAAUCCGAUCAAUGAUACUUUUCCCUUCUGGUUGGGAACUCUUUCUCAGUUGAAGGUUCUUGUCCUCCUUUCUAAUGGAUUUCAUGGUGGAAUAAAGAGUCAUAAAACCAAUUAUGCAUUCCCAAAGUUGCAUAUAAUUGAUCUCUCUCGAAAUAAAAGCUCUGGAAAAUUGCCCGCAGAGUAUUUCCAACAUUGGAAUGCUAUGAAAGUUGUUGGUGCAAAUGAUCAGUUGAUAUACAUGGAGCUACCGUUUGCCGGAGAUGAGUGGGUAUAUUUUGUCCAAUACAGUACAGUUACAAUGACAAACAAAGGCAUAAGGUUGGAGUAUGAGAAAAUCCAAGAUGUGUUCAUGGUCAUUGAUUUCUCAAGCAAUAGAUUUGAAGGAGAAAUUCCAGAAGUUGUAGUGAGUCUUAAAGGUCUUCAUUUGCUAAAUCUUUCCAAUAAUGCUCUGAAUGGUCAUAUCCCAUCAUCUUUAGGGAACUUGACACGUAUAGAAUCAAUGGACCUUUUCCAAAACAAGUUGUUUAGAGAGAUACCUCCACAACUAACACAACUCUUUUUUGUUGCAUCCUUUAAUGUCUCCAACAACCGUCUCACAGGACCUAUACCACAUGGAAGUCAAUUUGACACAUUUGAAAAUAGUUUAUUUGGAGGUAAUUCAGGAUUGUGUGGAAGCUCGUUAUCAAAGAAAUGUAGAGAUUUCAAGUACCCUCAGACUCCACCUUCUCCCUUAGAAGAGAAUGAAAGCUCAGAAUCUCCAUUUGAAUUUGGUUGGAAAGUAGUUGUCAUAGGGUAUGCAUGUGGAUUUGUAAUUGGAGCUAUAAUUGGGCAAAUUGUGAUUGCAAGGAAGUAUGAUUGGUUUGUGAAGAUUUUUGGAAAGAUGUAG
This is a messenger RNA of Alnus glutinosa, 1155 nucleotides long. RefSeq names its product receptor like protein 22-like. Gene Ontology annotation, molecular function: protein binding. NCBI's taxonomy places the organism in Eukaryota, Viridiplantae, Streptophyta, Magnoliopsida, Fagales, Betulaceae. The transcript has a single exon. The record is from RefSeq and is a predicted model, not a curated record. The coding region runs from base 1 to 1155 and encodes 384 amino acids.